Molecule: messenger RNA, 3447 nt
Organism: Solanum tuberosum (potato)
Lineage: Eukaryota; Viridiplantae; Streptophyta; Magnoliopsida; Solanales; Solanaceae
Product: glutamate receptor 3.3
Exons: 7
Coding region: 453-3293 (946 amino acids)
Cellular component (GO): membrane
Molecular function (GO): ligand-gated monoatomic ion channel activity
Source: RefSeq, a predicted model, not a curated record
GCUUUUUCACGUGCUUGUAGGAGUCUUCCUUCUUUGUUGUCUCACCCUAAUCCAUCACUGUUUUCAGCCUUCUCUAUCAAAUAAAUUCUUUCUUGAUUGGUUUCCCAAGUUUCAAACUUUCCAUUUUUACAAAACCAAUAUCUUUACUUUCUUAUUUGCUUUUGAAUAAAAGAAUUAUUUGGUGGAAUUUCUCUAUAUACUUGCCAAAGUGAAGCCUAAUUGGUCAUCAACUGUCACUGGAUUUGUCAAAGUUCUAAACUUUACUAGUUUUACUCAACCAAGAUUGCAACUUUUUAAGGUUUUUCAGCUAAAGAAUUAAAAGGGUCACUCCUAACUGCAAAAGGAAAGAGUAAUUUAGUAGCUUGAUCAUCAUUGCUAGUAGCAAGAAGAAGAUACAAGCCAGGAAAAAAGGGUUUUGGCUGUGAGGUAAAAAGAAGGAAGUGGUAGGAUGAAUGCUAAUUAAGCACACAAAGAUCCUAUUGUGUCAUUCAUCUAGGAUGAAUGUGGUUUGGAUUAUUGUCUCUUGUAUAGUAUGCUUUGGAGUGUGUUCAGACGGGUUGAGUGGGAAUGGCACUUCAAGGCCUGCUGUUGUGAAUGUUGGAGCUAUUUUUACAUUUGACUCUACAAUUGGAAGAGCUGCCAAGAUUGCAAUUCAGGAGGCUGUGAAAGAUGUUAAUUCCAACUCUAGCGUCCUCCAAGGAACCAAACUUGUUGUGCAGUUGCAAAAUUCCAAUUGCAGUGGGUUUCUUGGCAUGGUCGGAGCCUUGAAAUUUAUGGAGACUGAUGUUGUUGCAGUAAUAGGCCCACAAUCUUCUGUAGUUGCCCAUACCAUAUCCCAUGUUGCCAAUGAACUCCAAGUUCCUUUCUUAUCAUUUGCUGCUACUGAUCCCACACUCUCCUGUCUUCAGUUUCCUUAUUUUCUUAGGACAACUCAAAGUGAUCUAUACCAGAUGACUGCAAUAGCUGAGAUCAUUGAAUUUUAUGCUUGGAAGGAGGUGAUAGCGAUUUUUAUUGAUGACGACUAUGGGAGAAAUGGUGUCUCUGCAUUAGAUGAGGCACUUGCAACAAGGCGCUGUCGCAUCUCAUAUAAAGCAGGGAUUUCCCCUGGAGCUACUGUUACGCGGGGUGAUGUUAUGGAUGUUAUGGUAAAGGUUGCCCUGAUGGAAUCUAGAGUCAUUGUUCUACAUGCAUAUCGUACCUUAGGAUUGAUGGUACUUUCAGUGGCUCAUUAUCUUGGAAUGAUGGGUGAUGGUUAUGUAUGGAUAUCCACAGAUUGGCUCACCACUGUGUUAGAUUCCUCUCCUCCUCUGCUACAAGAUACUAUGGAUACCAUGCAAGGAGUUCUAGUUUUGCGACAACACACUCCAGACUCUGAAAAUAAAAGAGCAUUUUCAUCCAGAUGGAACAAGUUGACAGGUGGUUUGUUAGGGCUAAAUUCCUAUGCUCUUCAUGCAUAUGACACGGUUUGGCUAGCUGCACAUGCCAUAGAUUCAUUCUUUAAUCAGGGAGGGACCAUUUCGUUUUCUAAUGAUACUAAGUUGCAAUCAGUUGAAGGAAGUAAUCUACACCUUGAAGCAAUGAGUAUUUUUGAUGGUGGGCCACUUCUGCUGAAGAACUUAUUGGAGAGUGAUUUUGUUGGUUUGACGGGGCCAUUCAAGUUUAGUCCAGACAAAUCUCUUAUUCGUCCAGCAUAUGAUAUCAUAAAUGUAAUUGGAACAGGUUUUCGACGUGUUGGUUACUGGUCUAACUAUUCUGGUUUGUCUAUUUUGCCUCCCGAGACCUUUUACUCAAGGCCACCUAAUCGUUCAAGUACAAACCAAAAACUUUAUAGUGUUGUGUGGCCUGGAAACAAUGUUCAAAAACCUCGUGGAUGGGUUUUUCCAAACAAUGGUAAGCAACUGAAAAUAGGGGUUCCCAUCCGAGUUAGUUACCGGGAAUUUGUGUCUCAAAGUCCAGGCACUAACAAUUUUAAAGGUUUUUGCAUUGAUGUAUUCACUGCUGCUGUAAACUUAUUGCCAUAUGCUGUUCCACAUAAAUUUGUCCCCUAUGGAAACGGGCAUGAAAAUCCCAGCUACACCGAUAUGGUGAGGCUAAUCACAACCGGGAAAUUUGAUGGUGUUGUUGGUGAUGUUGCAAUAGUUACGAAUCGGACUAGAGUUGUCGAUUUCACACAGCCAUAUGCCGCAUCUGGACUUGUUGUUGUGGCCCCAUUCCAAAAGUUAAAUUCCGGUGGCUGGGCCUUCCUAAGACCCUUUUCUGCUCAAAUGUGGGGAGUUAUUACUAUUUUCUUUCUCUUUGUUGGGAUGGUAGUGUGGAUUUUGGAGCACCGAACCAAUGAUGAAUUUCGUGGGCCUCCCAAACAGCAGUUGAUAACCAUUCUAUGGUUCAGCCUUUCAACUCUCUUUUUUGCCCACAGAGAGAAUACUGUAAGUACGCUUGGUCGCAUGGUGCUGAUCAUAUGGCUCUUUGUCGUUUUGAUAAUAAAUUCAAGUUACACAGCAAGUUUGACCUCCAUCCUCACUGUGCAACAAUUAUAUUCUCCUAUUAAAGGUAUCGAAAGCUUGAAAGAAACUGAUGAACCAAUCGGGUACCAAGUUGGUUCUUUUGCAGAAAGGUAUUUGGAGGAAAUUGGUAUACCAAAAUCCAGACUUGUUCCCCUUGGAUCACCGGAAGAAUAUGCUACAGCACUUCAACGUGGUCCUGCAAAGGGGGGUGUAUCUGCAGUGGUGGAUGAAAGACCAUAUGUUGAACUUUUCCUGUCAAACCAGUGCAAAUUCAGGAUUGUAGGUCAAGAGUUCACCAAAAGUGGGUGGGGUUUUGCAUUUCCUCGGGACUCUCCCUUGGCUGUCGAUUUGUCAACUGCAAUUUUAACGCUAUCAGAGAAUGGAGACCUCCAGAGGAUACAUGACAAGUGGUUAGCAAGAAGUGCGUGCAGUUUAGACAAUGCUGAGCUUGAAUCAGAUCGCCUUCACUUGAGAAGCUUUUCAGGCCUCUUUCUUAUAUGUGGGAUUGCAUGCUUUAUUGCUCUCCUAAUAUAUUUCAUCCAGAUUCUGCGUAAAUUUUGCCAGACUUCCAAUGCUGCAGUUGAUAUGGAUGGUCAGAGUACUACUUCACGUUCCAAACGUCUUCAAACUUUGUUGUCAAUUAUUGAUGAGAAAUCAGAUAAAUCAAAUAGAGGCAGCAAGCGAAGGAAAAUCGACAGAUCAGUUUCUGCUGACAACAUAGAAAAUGACUUGGGAAGGGAUUCCAGGUGGAGAGAAUCACAGGUUCCUUCUCAAAAUGAAAUUCAUUAGUUCAAUUAUGCCAGCUUACAUUUCUUACAGGGUUCUUACCAAGUUUCAAUUUUGACAACAUAGAAUUGUUUGACACAUCAUAUAUAAGAUUCAGCUGUCAACUGUAUAUUAGAACAAUCUUUACAUAAUCAAUAUCAUUUCUGGUUUCUGGGAA